Messenger RNA from Lindgomyces ingoldianus, 2344 nucleotides. RefSeq names its product HET-domain-containing protein. The transcript has 2 exons. NCBI's taxonomy places the organism in Eukaryota, Fungi, Ascomycota, Dothideomycetes, Pleosporales, Lindgomycetaceae. Bases 16 to 2217 code for a protein of 733 amino acids. The record is from RefSeq and is a predicted model, not a curated record.
UGCACUCCUCUGCAAAUGGAAUCCGCUGUGCAAUGCUUUCGAUGCCAGGCUAUUAGCGAUGCUAUGCAACGCUGGCAAUAUGAGUACAAUAAUUCAUUCAGAGUUGAGUUAGGCACUUUUGGCGAGCUCGAAAGCGAUUCAAGCUGCAAAACUUGUCAAGCUAUUGCCGAGUACUUUCGCACGGAAGAGGACCCCUCGUCAUCAUACCGUCUCUAUUUUGGCAGACUGGUACACAAGCAGCGCUUCUGGAUUCGCCUGACGAUCGAUGAUCCAGGGGACGGAGACUACGGUGCCGGUGCUCUUGAACUAAUACCUCCUCCUACUUUGGAUCCGACUCUAGGCCAUUACGUGGAGCUGGAUCCUUAUUGGAUAGACAUUUCGAGAAUCUAUCGCUGGCCGGCUUCUUGUGACAUUGAGCACCAGGGCGUCUGUCACACGUUCCCUGCUUGGAAAACGUUGGAUCGUCCGCCAGUCUUGAUUCUCAUUGAUGUGGAGUCAUGGCGACUAAGUUUAGUGAAGCCGGUACAGUAUAUAGCGCUUAGCUAUGUCUGGGGUAGAAUACCUAAUGUCCUUGAAACUACGAAAGCGAACUUUCAAGAUCUUCAGCAGCCCGGUGCGCUGGCCUCCCCCGACCUUCUUGCGCGGCUACCGAGAACUGUUCGCGAUGCUAUUGUUCUGACGAAAGCUAUGAGCCAGCGCUACCUCUGGGUGGAUAGAUUGUGUAUAGUCCAAGACGAUUUCGAGAACAAGAAGGAGCAACUCGACAACAUGGCGUCAAUAUACGCAAGGUCAUAUUUCACCAUUGUUGCAGCAGACGGCUCUGAUGCAGACUAUGGACUUCGAGGCGUCCCUGGUACAGCUUCCCCACGGUCAUGCAGACAGCAGAUGUAUCACUUUUCCAAGCAAUGUUCAAUGAUGAAAGCACCUAUACCCGAGGAAAAGCUUGACACUAAGGACUGGCACAGACGAGGCUGGACAUUCCAAGAGCGGACGCUCUCGAAUCGAAACCUGGUGUUCUUCCAAGAUCAAGUAUUCUGGGAAUGCCGGAGCUCAGUUUGGAUCGAAGACAUUGCUGACAUUCCUGAGGGAGCCAAUCCAUUAAAAAUAUCAAAGCGCAAACGAGCAGAUCGUCAUGACCUUCAAUUCCUCAAGUGGCCAGACCUCCAUCAGUACGCCAAUCUUGUGCAACGAUACAACUACAGAUUACUCAGCUUCCACUCCGACGCAUUGAACGCCUUCUCAGCUGUACUACAGGUUUUGAGUCGGUCUUUCCCAGGAGGAUUUCUAUACGGGCUACCAGAAUUCUUCUUUGACUUCGCUCUUCUCUGGAUACCGAUAUUUCCCCAGAAGCAGCGUAAACAUCAGUUUCCAAGUUGGUCUUGGCUUAGUUAUGAAGGCGACAUGUCAUUCAUGUAUUUCACCAAAUGUGAUAAACUCGUUUUCAAUUCAACCAUCGGAAGCUUGAUGCUGGCCCCGGGCGUUGAACUUUAUCCGAUGGUAGAUUGGUACAAAACCUCCGAGACAACGGGCCAAAAACAUCGCAUUGACAACUCGUAUUACCGAUAUCAGAAAAUGAGAAAUGACUACACCCAGCCGUUACCACCCGGAUGGUCGAGGCAUAUCUAUCACCAAUCUCACCCUGAUAUAAGGAGCGACCAGGAGGAUGUUGUAUACUUUCGGCAUGCUGAGGCGUGGGGAGAACGGUUCAUAUACCCUGUUCCCAUGCCUGAUGAGCCACUGGUACCUAAAGUAGACUCAUGGGGCGCUGAGCUAACCUUCACCACAGUUCGGCGCUAUCUAGUACUUGGUCCCGAAAUGAAGGGGCAUAUUGAAAGUGGCGGGCAUGGUUGGAGUAACUACUGGAACGCCGAAGUAGCUGGCUGCAUAACCUUUUCUCUUCUUGACGAUGCAGGCAAUUGGGUUGGCAUGAUACGCUCCAAUACUAGCGGCGAAGGAGACGCCCUGAUCGGAGAAAACUGCGAGAUUAUUGUUACCUCCUCUGGUGUUGCUUAUGAGGACUCAUGGGGGAAUGCCAGCCUCCGGUUCAUGGAAUUAGUGGUGCGAGAAGAAUUGAAGGACACCAUGGUCUAUGAGUUCUAUAAUGUUUUGUGGAUCAAACGAGAACAUCAAGUUGCGUACAGGAAAGGAGCUGGACGAGUAUGGAAACCUACUUGGGAGAAAGAGCACUCUGAGAGGGCGGACAUCGUGCUAGGAUAGUUUGUGAUUUCCGACUAGUCGCUGGUCCCGAAAGCGUCCAUGUUACAGCAGCUGGAGGGUUAGAGGAAGGGAGAGAAGGGAAAGAGCAGUAGAAGAAUGAAGAGCGUUGGUGAGUUAGGCGAAUCAG